UGUGUAAGAAUGCGUCUCUGAUCAUUUGUCACAGUUUUAGUUUUCGUUGCUCACUGUGGGUGGAUCUUACUUGCCGACCUCAGAAUAGAUCCACGUAGCCCUAGGUUUACUUUCACAAGUUCAGGUGCUCGACUAUCAUACACAGUGCGAGAAAGUUAUCUGUCACAGCACCUCUAGAUGGCGUACUCCACACAAACACUUGCUGAAGGCUGCUUUGGGAAAGUCUAUAAAGAGAAGUAUAAUGAUACAUGGGCUGCUCUGAAGAGAGUUCCUGUUGGUCUCAUCAACCAAUAUGAGCUGGAAAGAGAAUGCAAAGUAUAUCAAAAUGCUCGGCACCCUAACGUGGUGAACCUUCUUGGUAAGCCUUGGAUCAAAGACGCUAAGUGGAACAUUCCUUUGGAAUUCAUCUUUGGGGAAGAUCUUGAGACGACCAUCUUUAAAACACAAAGCUCCAAAAUACAGUUGACUCCAGCAGUGAGAGGCACUAUCAUCACUGGGAUGUGUGAUGGUUUGCAUUAUCUGCACAGUAAAGACAUCGUCCACCAAGACCUCAAACCAGACAACAUCAUGGUUGAGCAUCAAACCUAUCGUGCUGUGAUCAUUGAUUUGGGACUGGCAAAGUUCUCUAAAAAUGGACUGAGCUCUGCAGCAAACUUGGGCAAUGAAGCGUACUCUGCUCCAGAGAUCCUGCGGACGAGGGGAGUUCGUGACAAGCGUUCAGAUGUUUGGGCUAUGGGUAAAGUCAUUGCUGAACUCUGUGCCCGAAUCAGGUUACCCACCCAAUCCGUGUCUGCCGACAAAAUUCAAGAAACCCUUAAAGAUCAUCCGUACCGUAUUCCAGUGUCCAAGAUGGUGGAGACCAAUCCAUCUGACAGAGUUUCAAUGGCUGGAGUCAUUUUAGACAUCAGGAGAGCUGCUUCAGGUUCAAAAUCAGACAUCAAACCAAGAGACGUCACCGUAACACAGGCAAAUGAAAUAAGAGGAAAUCCAAGGGGGGGUUCGCCAGCACCUGUGCUACCAAGGAUGGAGGUCAGGAAAUCUCCUGUGGUAAAUUACAGAGUUUCUAUCGACAAACCAAGAGACUUCACUGUAACACAGGGAAAUGAAAUAAGAGAAAGUCAGAGACGGAGUCCACAACCACAACGACCUAUACCUAAAUUAUCAUUGCUAAAUUAUCGGCAAAAUCCCCCACAACAGAGAGAAAUGGGAAAGGCAGUGGCCCCAAUAAGAGGAACAGGUUUGAACAAUGACAUGUCUUUGAUGUCAUUUCCUUGCCCCCUUCCACAGACUGGCAAAGUGACUCAGGAACUCUACAAUGAUAGAGGAGAAAUGGAAUAUAAAGAGAUCGUCACAAAGGAAGGGAAAAUCACUAAAUAUGAGAAAGUGCAAAUAAGCAAAACAUUUUUUAAAUAAACGUAUUUUCCUGGAAACGGCCCAGAAGAAAAUGUUAGUGCUCAGAGGUUGCUCUUUCGUAGUUCUCACUUGUGUUUCAUUACAAAAAGAAGCAAUACAAAUUGAAAGAAAUGAGAUGCAUUGUGUAUGGAGAUGUAUAAUGAAUGUAGAUUGUAGGUAAAAUAAUCUGGAUUUGGGUCAAUUUGAUGAGAAAUGCUCGAAUUAUGUUGACUUUUGAUACACUUGACAAAUCUGAGCUACGUUUGAGACAUUGUUGUCAUCUGUUCUGAAACUCGAAUCGAGACUGAAAUCGUGAGAUUAUUUUUUUUUAUUAUGUGAAAUAUCGCAGACACUGAAAAAAUUGCUUUCCUCAUCGAUCAUUAUCUAUAUGAUUAAAAUGAUUGUGAGUUUCCUUCUUGAUGUAAUUUUUUUAUCAAUGUAAUGUGUUUUUCUUUUUUGUCAUUAAAAAAGCUUUUUAAAAAUAUUUAGUGCAUCCACACAUAUUAUAAACUUAACAACCAGUUGUACUUACAAAUAAGACUUUUUGCGUUUUCUUUAUUUGUCCCAAGCAAACAGUUAAUAAAUAUUAAUUUGAAUUUAAAGCAAUAAAUGGAUAACUCUGUUGGC
Triplophysa dalaica is the source of this 2019-nucleotide messenger RNA. RefSeq lists its product as uncharacterized. Bases 178 to 1413 code for a protein of 411 amino acids. Gene Ontology annotation, biological process: protein phosphorylation. The transcript has 5 exons. Gene Ontology annotation, molecular function: protein kinase activity; ATP binding. NCBI's taxonomy places the organism in Eukaryota, Metazoa, Chordata, Actinopteri, Cypriniformes, Nemacheilidae. The record is from RefSeq and is a predicted model, not a curated record.